Nilaparvata lugens (brown planthopper) is the source of this 2628-nucleotide messenger RNA. RefSeq lists its product as uncharacterized. NCBI's taxonomy places the organism in Eukaryota, Metazoa, Arthropoda, Insecta, Hemiptera, Delphacidae. Gene Ontology annotation, molecular function: protein binding. The record is from RefSeq and is a predicted model, not a curated record. The transcript has 4 exons. The coding region runs from base 116 to 619 and encodes 167 amino acids.
GUACAGGAGGUCAAGAGAUAUUUUGUUGGAAGCUUUUUGCAAAAACGAGGAAGAUGAAAAAGUUAAAAAACAUUUACUCGCGAAAGUACUUUCAAACUUGGUUAUAUCAUAUUCUAUGCUGAAGAAGCCAGAUCUAGUAUGCACGACAUGUCGGGAUGCGAUCAAUUCCAAUGAAGAAGAAGCAACGAAAAAUCCGAAACUGUAUUAUUUUUGGGGCUUAGCUUUGAUGGAAUUUGGUGAUUAUGAUUUGGCAAAAAAUAAACUCAAAAAAGCGUUGGGGCUCCAACCGAAUAGUAUGGAGAUCAAAGAAGCUCUCAAGAAGCUGGAUGAUAAGCAGAAACAGUACAAAGAUACAUCUCGAAUAAUUUCCCAAAAAGCUUUUGGAUUCAGCGGUGAAACAGAAAAGAAGGCAGUUGAUGAAGAGGAGCCAAAAACAGAUCAGGAGAUUUAUUCAAUCCUGCAGAGCGCUUUCCAGGAAGCAAAUUCAAAUGGAAUUGCUCAAAUAACCCUUCCAUCUAGUUUGCAAGACAGCAUUCUGGAUAUGUGUUCGGAACUUGUCACUAAAGACCUUCAGUUUUUCGUAAGAGGAAAUAAACUGGUCAUUUCUAAGAAAGCUUGAUAGAAGCUUUCUGCAUAUGAAUUCAUUUUUAUAUACAGAGUGUACCCCGAAAGCUGUAACAGCCAAAGACCAUAGAUUCAACAAAAAUUUGCAACUAUGUCCUGUAAAAUGUUCUUAUAUCGACCUUAGUUUUCGUGAUCUAUCAAUUUUUCUAUAUUUUUGAAAAACGUCAAUAACAAAAAAAAUCGCUCAGACAAAAUCUAAUUUUAAAGAUAUGGUUGGAAAGAGGAAGACAUUUUUAAUAAGAUUCAUAUAAUUUGUUCCUUUAUUUUACGUUUUUGAACUUUCUAUGAGCGCUCAAACUUGAAAAAGUGCAUUCGUCGAGUUCAAAGUCAAAUUUCAAACAUUUUUUUUUCGUUUUUUUUCAUGUUGUCAAUAUAUUUUUAAUAAUUGAAAAACUUUGCCAUUUUGUAAGCUUUCGAAUGAGUAUAAACGUGUUAGGAAAAUGUCAAUACCAAAGUAAUGAAAACUGCAAAUAACGUGGUCUUCGGCUGUUACAUCUUUCAUGGGACAUUCUGUAUUAGUGUACUACAUUAAUCUAUAUAUAUAAAAGCGAAAUGGCACUCACUCACUCACUCACUCACUCACUCGCAUAACUAAAAAUCUACCGGACCAAAAACGUUCAAAUUUGGUAGGUAUGUUCAGUUGGCCCUUUAGAGGCGCACUAAGAAAUCUUUUGGCAAUAUUUUAACUCUAAGGGUUGUUUUUAAGGGUUUAAAGUUCGUCUUUUAGCAUGUAUAUUCUUCUUCUCCCAAUCUCUUAAUUAUAAUUGAAAUUUCCAUAUCAUAUGUUACUAUAGAACUAUAAUCUAGAUAGAGUACCUCUUCGAAACAGUUGUUAACUGGCAACUAAAUUAAUAAUUUUGUCAGGUUGGCAUUAAGUUGAGUUGACUUUGUUUGUUAGGUUGGCACCAAGUUGAAGAUUUAAAUGCAUUUAUCGCGGAAAGAUUGAUUGGGCACUGCUACUUCAAUCCUGGGAAUAUUAUAUUACUAGCCGUCAGGCUCGCUUCGCUCGCCAUAUCCGUUUAGUCAGACGUUUAGUCUGGACCCCCGACUGGAUUGUUCUAACAUAUGAUAAAAAUGCUCAAAUAAAAAAUGCAGGCGAGCGAAGCGAGCCUGCUGAUCUCAUUCUUGGACGAUCCAGUCGAGGGGUCCAGGGGGCGGAGCCCCCUGGCUAGACGGAUAUGGCGAGCGAAGCGAGCCUGACGGCUAGUCAAAUAUAUAAUUAUUUGAAUAUUUUCAUACUUUUAUACUGUAGUUUUUGUUUUCCAUAAUUUUUCUCUGAUUAUCAUCGUAAGAAGGACGUCACUAUGACAUUUCAGCCCAGAUUCAUAUUAUUAAUGUGCGGUGUCAUUAAUCUCCAAUCUGCCUGUACCAACGGUUCGUGUUUCAUUGAAUGCUCUUAUUUGGAAAAUCACAGUCUGUUUACUGUCUGAUUCAAUUUAAAAGUUCAUUUGUUGUUCCUUCUGUUAUUAAGUUUGAAUUUUUGGUUAAAAUCAGACGCUUGUUGUAGUUCAAUCAAAACUUUAUAGAAGUUAGGUAACAGAGAUUUGUUCAAUUCAUGCCAAAUAUGCGUGUUAAUAGUGCAUUUUUGGAAUAUUAUGUUCUACUUUUAAAAUUAUUUAAUUUAUCGAUUUUUUCAAAAGAAAUUACAUUGUUUCCUUGCUUGUGUCGUUCAAAUCAAUUAUCUUCUUAUAUUAUUGCAACGUAAUCUUGAUUAUUCCAAUCAAUAAUUAAAGGGGCUGAUUAUUCGAUUUAUGUAUUUUUGUUAGCAUCUUAAUCUUUGAUUUAUGAGUUCUAGUUAUUCUUUGUUUUUUUAAAGAUUUUAUAGUACAUGAUAAUAAUUGUUUUUCGUAGGAGCUCCUACCCUCUCAAAUGUAUGUCGUUUUUAAGUUCUUGUUUUGAUAAUAUGUUUGAAAAAAUUUCAUCUUUGUGCAUUGACAUUUUUAUCCAAUUGUGUUUUUUCAAGUUUAAUUAAAAUGGUGGAAUAAAGUUUGUGUAUAUUCUUAA